AUGGAAGAAUAUUCAUGGGAAAAUUUUUUAAACGAUAAGCUUUUAGCAACAAACCAAGUUUGUGCUGCAGGAUUAGCUUCAGAAGAAGAUGGAGUUGUAUAUGAAUGUGUAGCAGCCCCCGAUGAAAAUAAUCCAGACUUUGAUAAAUGGACUCUUUUUUAUAAAGAAGAUUAUGAUAUAGAAAUUGAAGAUGAGAGUGGAAAUAAAAGUACAAAAACCAUCUCAGAAGGUCAAAUCAUUUUGACAAUGUUUAAUGAGGGCUAUGCACCUGAUGGAAUUUGGCUAGGUGGAACAAAAUAUCAAUUUAUAAAUAUGGAUAAGGGUUUAGACUAUGAGGGAUAUAGUUUUGAUGUUGCUACGUGUGCAAAAUUAAAGGGAGGGAUGCACAUAAUUAAAGUUGGCGGUGGACAUAUAUUAAUCGUUUUAUAUGAUGAAGAAAAGGAGCAAGAUAGGGGAAAUUCUAAAAAUGCUGCAUUGGCAUUUUCAAAAGAGCUAGCCGAAAGCACUGGUGCAGGCGAGGCAUAA
Molecule: messenger RNA, 525 nt
Organism: Plasmodium vinckei vinckei
Lineage: Eukaryota; Apicomplexa; Aconoidasida; Haemosporida; Plasmodiidae
Product: profilin, putative
Exons: 4
Coding region: 1-525 (174 amino acids)
Biological process (GO): actin cytoskeleton organization
Molecular function (GO): actin binding
Source: RefSeq, a predicted model, not a curated record